AUGGUAACUCCGCAUUCGUAUCGCACGGAGCACACCGAAACGCAAACCACCAACCAAAAUUACGGGGAAUACUUUGCCAUCAAGUCCAGCAAGAAGAUCAAGAUUCAACCGGAUCUGCGCAAAGUCUUGCAAUACGUGGACUCGAACCAUUUAUCCUUCCUCGAUGAUCUCCAAGAAGCCAUCGAGAUCAAGUCGAUCUCAGGAGACAUCAAAUACAGAGACGACUUAAUCAAAAUGGUAAAGUUCAUCGAGGGAUGGAUGGUUAAGAUGGGCGCUAAAUACGAGUGCUUCUACGUAGGUUAUCAUAAUUUGGGAGGUAAAAAAGUCAGGCUACCGCCAAUCAUCUUGGGCACUGUUAAAGCCCCAGGAACUAAAAAGAAAACUAUUUGCGUCUACGGGAAUAUAGAUAUAAAGAAUCCGAAUGUUGUUAACUGGCGCACGGAUCCUUGGAAGGUCGAUCAUAACAACAAGACCAUCUACGGAUGCGGAGUGGCUCAAGGAAAAGGACCUUUGAUUAGCUGGUUCCAUACUAUAAUGGCCAUCAAACAUCAAGAACUUCAAUUGCCUGUAAACAUUAAGUUCAUCAUUGAAUCAAUGUAUCAUCAGAACAGCGAAGGCAUGAAGGAUUUCCUGAUGACUCAAAAGCAAGAAUUCUUGAGCGAUAUAGAUUAUGUGGUGGUAUGCGAUUCCGAAUGGUUGGGCGACAAAUAUCCUUGCGUAUCUUACGGUUGCGUCGGAUUUAUACAUUACGACGUGACUGUGACCAAGGUGGAAGGGUCGAAAUCGGAGCCUAAAGAUGAUUUGGUGAGAAUUUUCGAGAAGAUCGCCAAGGGUGACAAAGUUUUGAUACCUGAUCUCGACAAGCACGUGAUUCAAAUUACGCCCGACGAAGAGCAGAUGUUUGAGAAAAUCCACUUCCACGUGGAGGACGUCAGACACUUGCUGCCGCCGGAUUGGCAGAAUUGGGAUAAAAUCAAACUCUUGAUGCACUAUUGGCGUAUGCCCACGAUCUUCGUCGACGAUAUUGAACAGUGCAUCUGCGAGAAGAAGGAUUUCAGCAAGAUGAAGAGGAAGUUUGUGCUUAAGAUUGUUCCACGACAGACGUACGAUAACUGCCACGAGCAAGUUGUGGAUUACAUUAAGUCAGUUGCCAAAGAUUUGGAUAUUACGAACACCGUCGAAGUAGAUUUGAUUUCGUCGAGUCGUCCGUGGUUGGAGGAUUGCGCUACAGUUAAUUACGAAGCUGCAAGAAGGGCUACUAUCCAGAUUUACAAGGAAGAUCCUAGUAUGAUCAGGGAAGACAGGGACAGCACUAGCAUUAACAUCUUGGAGAUGAUUGGGAAGAGUAUACUUUUGCUGCCGCUCGUGCAGAAGGGUGGAAACGGACCGGACAACGAAUGCAUCUUAGCAAGAAACUUCUACGAAGGCACCAAACUCAUUGGGGCUUAUCUCUUUCAGUUGGCGAUGCUCACAAAGUGA
Molecule: messenger RNA, 1479 nt
Organism: Nicrophorus vespilloides
Lineage: Eukaryota; Metazoa; Arthropoda; Insecta; Coleoptera; Silphidae
Product: cytosolic non-specific dipeptidase-like
Exons: 5
Coding region: 1-1479 (492 amino acids)
Biological process (GO): proteolysis
Molecular function (GO): peptidase activity
Source: RefSeq, a predicted model, not a curated record